This is a messenger RNA of Candidula unifasciata, 1749 nucleotides long. Lineage: Eukaryota; Metazoa; Mollusca; Gastropoda; Stylommatophora; Geomitridae. The record is from the annotation of a GenBank genome assembly.
AUGGAUGAGUAUCCAAUGUCUGAGUUUGUUGCCGAAGGACAGGCCAGGGAGAAUCAAGAAUUGCUGCACCUGUUUUAUCGGUCAGGGGAGCUCUGCGAUGUUGAUAUCACAGUGGGCAGCAGAGUAUUCUCCUGCCACAGACUGGUCCUGGCUUGCGUUUCUCACUACUUCCGAGCCAUGUUUACGUCCAAGAUGGCAGAAGCCACGGAAAAAUCCAUCACAAUCCAGGACAUCGAGGAGGAGGCCAUGGAUAAGCUGAUCCAGUUUGCAUAUACAUCCAGGAUCAAGCUGAGCACUGAGAACGUGCAGUCGCUCUUGUAUGCGGCUUCUAUACUGCAGAUUGAGACGGUGGCUAAUGCUUGUAGCAGCUUCAUGCAGUCCCAUCUUCACCCAUCAAAUUGUAUUGAGGUUCGCAGCUUUGCACAACAACAUAACCGCAUAGAGUUGAUUAAAACUACUGACGGCUAUAUAAGAGAUAACUUUAUCGCAGUCUGCCAUACAGAGGAGUUCCUGCAGAUGACUCCAGACAUCUUGGUGGAGUUCAUCUCUUCGGCCGACCUGAAUGUUGACUCGGAGGAGCAGGUCUAUAAUGCUAUCAUGAGGUGGAUUGGUCAUAGACCUGGAGAUCGCAAGAGCCAGCUGCCACGGCUGUUGGAAAAGGUCAAGUUGCCACUUCUCAGUCCUGCAUUUCUCAUAAACAGUGUCGAGCGGGAUGAAUUCAUUCGCAACAGUUUAGAGUGCAGAGAUUAUGUUAAUGAGGCUAAAAACUAUCAGAUGUCAUUGGCUGAUCUUGUUCCAGAGGUUAAUAUCACCCAGAGAUCACGACCAAGGAAGAGUUAUGCAGGAGUUUUGUUCUGUGUUGGAGGCCGUGGUGCUUCAGGUGACCCAUUUAAAAGCAUCGAGUGUUAUGAUCCUCGCCAGGAUCGGUGGUUCCCUGUCGCAGACAUGACAACCCGGCGCAGACACGUUGGAGUUUGUUCAUUCAACAGUCUGUUGUAUGCUGUGGGAGGUCAUGAUGGCAGUGAUCAUUUACGGAGCGGAGAAGUCUUUGAUCCCAAGCAUAAUACAUGGAAACCAAUAGCUCAUAUGGCCACUCUAAGGCGAGGAAUAGCCCUGGCUUGCCUUGGUGGUGUCAUCUAUGCCGUUGGAGGUCUGGAUGAUACAACAUGCUUCAACACCGUGGAGAGGUAUGACCCCAAGGAGGAUUACUGGAGCUUCAUUCCCAAUAUGGAAGUUCCCCGAGGAGGUGUUGGGGUGGCAACACUCAAGGGCAAGCUGUAUGCCCUAGGUGGCAAUGAUGGAACCAGCUCAUUGGACAACUGUGAAAAGUAUGACCCCUACACUGCACGUUGGGAGACCAUAGCUUCCAUGCACAAGCGCAGAGCAGGAGCAGGAGUGGCAGUCCUGGAUGGAUGCAUUUAUGUAGUUGGUGGGUUUGAUGACAACUCCCCUCUGGAUUGUGUGGAGAAGUAUGACGCUGAGAACAAUAAGUGGACUCUGGUGGCCAGCAUGUCUUGUUGCCGCGGUGGUGUCGGGGUCAGUGCCCUGGGAGGCCGUUUGUAUGCUGUCGGAGGACACGAUGGUUCCAACUACCUCAACUCUGUGGAAACCUUUGACCCUUUAACGAACAGGUGGGAACCUGCGCAGGGGAUCCAGCAGUAUCGAGCCGGUGCUGGCGUGGCCUUCUGCGAUUGUUCCCCCAAGCUGUUACGACAAGUCACAUCUGCAAACAGCACUGGGCAUUUAUAG